Molecule: messenger RNA, 1239 nt
Organism: Apiotrichum porosum
Lineage: Eukaryota; Fungi; Basidiomycota; Tremellomycetes; Trichosporonales; Trichosporonaceae
Exons: 4
Coding region: 1-1239 (412 amino acids)
Biological process (GO): regulation of cyclin-dependent protein serine/threonine kinase activity; regulation of transcription by RNA polymerase II
Cellular component (GO): transcription factor TFIIK complex; nucleus
Molecular function (GO): cyclin-dependent protein serine/threonine kinase regulator activity
Source: RefSeq, a predicted model, not a curated record
AUGACAAACGAACCUGGGCCGUCUCGCCCAUCAAAACCCGCCAGCGGUACCAGCGGAGUCGCCAAUGGCAGCGGCAAGACUGAGAACGGUGCGGUCGCUAGCGGUACCGCAACGCCGGCAGCGCGUGCGCAACCCACGCCAGGCGCGUCGCCAUUCCACGAGACCUCGCAGUUCAAGCACUGGCGAUAUUCGCGCGAGGCUAUUACGAAUCUCCGUGCCGAACUCAAUGAGAAGAGUAAAGAGGUCACAGCACGCAACAUGGCCGCUGAGAAGGAAGCCCAGCAAUCUUUAGGCCACACGUUCGCCGACCCACCCCCUCAAGCGGCGUACUUGAGCGUCGAGGACGAGCUCCUUCUCGUCCGCUUCUACUGCUCGCAGUGCAGCAACAUUUGCCGGGCGGGCUUUGGUCUCCCGGAAGCUGUCGAAGCCACGGCUAUUAGCUACAUCAAGAGGUUCUACCUCAAGAACAGCGUCAUGGAGUGGCACCCAAAGAACAUCAUGCCUACAGCGCUCUUUCUCGCCGCCAAAACGACCAACCACCCCGUGCCCAUUGAAGCCUUUGUCGCCAAGCUUAAGGGCUUUGAGCCGUCGGACGUCCUCGACCUCGAAUUCCUUGUCGCCCAGUCCCUCGGCUUCGAGUUUUGGGUACGCGGCGCCGACAAGCCCCUGCGCGGGUGGUACCUCGAGUUCCAGGACCAGGCCAUCCCACCCACAGACAACUUGCAGCGCGCGCUGCCUGCCGCACUCGAAUACCUCAGUGCGAGCAGGUACAGUGACGCCGAGUUUCUAUACUCGCCUGCGCAGAUUGCGCUCGCGGCAUGGCGGCUGGCAAACAAGGAGCUCGUGGACAAUUUCCUCGAGUUCAAGUAUCAGGCGGCGGAGGCCGAGGAGGGCGCGGCACUGCCGUUUGGCGCACCACUGGCUGAGCUGCGUAUAGUCCUCGCCGAGGUGGAGGCGGUUGUGGCGGCCAGCACGGCCAAGUUCGACAUCAAGAAGAUCAAGGAGGUCGACAAGCGGUUGAAGGGAUGUACCAACCCAGAAAAAGUGCCCGGCACUGCACUUUACAUCAAACGCAAGGCCGAGCAAGAAGCCAAGAACGCCGAAGCGAAAGCUGAAAAGGCCGCCAAGGCUGCCCAUGCGCGCGUGGCAGACGACACAAUCUUCGGCGCGCCCAUUGCCAGCACGAAGGAUGGCGAGUCAAACCCACCGCAGGCGGCGCUGGACGACCCGUUCGCAUGA